Drosophila mauritiana is the source of this 1353-nucleotide messenger RNA. RefSeq lists its product as uncharacterized. The record is from RefSeq and is a predicted model, not a curated record. Lineage: Eukaryota; Metazoa; Arthropoda; Insecta; Diptera; Drosophilidae.
AAUACUAGUUAUAUUUUCGAGCACUUAACAGGAAAAUAAUAUCUUAAGACUUUUAAUAGGUUACGUAUUGUUUUGAAUAUUUGUUCUAGUCGAGUAUUCACAUAAAGAAACAUGCGAACAGAUCUUCGGCCAUUAAUAUUUUAUAGAAAAGGACAAUUAUUAAAAUACUCAGUAUAAGAAGAUCUCCUUCAACAUUGAUCUGCACAACGUUUUACUUCUUUUUUAAUCCAAUAAAAACUAAGAAAUGCAACCAUUGAACUCGAGCAUUGAUAAAGCAAAACAUUUUUUCGUAGAGAGCGGGAUCUUGGGACCCGUUAACUUUAAAUAUUCGCAUGACAUAAUUCGGAAGACGUCUACCAUUCACAUUGACGAAACUCUUAAGAAUCAGAUACGAAAAACAUCAUUGGGUAUGCGAUCGAGGGUAUUUAGCGAAAAUAAUUCAUUAAACAGUUUCGACGAUACACUUAUAAAUCUUCAAAACGAAAUCUAUAACAUAAGAGAUUCAUUAGUCAAUGGAGAGACUAAAAUCAUACUUCUCCGCACUGAAAUUGGCAAAUUAAAGGAGUCACUACAAGCAAUUAUGAAUGUACAGAUGACGGCUCUUGAUUCCUCUGAUGAGUUGAUCACGAAAAUUAAAGCUUCCACACCGAAUCUUUGUUUAUUUUGCACACCUAAUAGAUAUAAAAAGAUCGCAGAGUUUCAGUCCUUUUAACAAAAUCCUUUUUAACAAAAAUUAAUAUUAAGAACAAAUUUUGUUAAAAAUACAUAUUUGUAUUAAAUAGGUAUUAUAAUUAGGUAUAACACUGAUACUUAAUAAUCAAAAAAAAUACACAUUUCAAUUUAACUUUUAUAUUUGGUUUGCCUUGUUUUUAAGAACAAUUGCUGCCAACGCUUUAUUAUUAAAUGUAAUGUUACACUUUUAGAGUAUAAUUUUAUCUGUUACUUUUAAAAUUAUAGCGAGUAUAUACAAUAAAUAAAUAACGUUUUUAUAACAUAUUUUAUAUUCUUAAAUAAAAUUUAAAAACUUAUUUCUAUAAAAAUCACUUUCAAGGUUCAGGACACACAAAAAUUGCACAUAUUCCGGAAAUUAAAAUUACGAUAGGCUCAUUGAAAAAAGCUGUAAAACUAAAUAACGAAGUAUAGAUUGAAAAACUUGGAGCAUUUUAUUGCAGAGGUUAUUAUAUAUAAACAAAAAAAUUUCAGUUAAGUACAGCAAUGUGUCCUAAUCCAUGACUUUUAAAUUACGUUAUUCUAAUUUAUAUAAUAGAGCAAUCGGUCUAGGCAUCCAAUAUUUGUGUUUUCACAAUUCUUAUCUUGUAAAUAUAAACACCAUGUUUAGGUUUGUGGAAAUUA